Branchiostoma belcheri (Belcher's lancelet) is the source of this 1402-nucleotide messenger RNA. Its product is annotated as cholesterol 7-alpha-monooxygenase-like. The transcript has 8 exons. Gene Ontology annotation, molecular function: iron ion binding; steroid hydroxylase activity; oxidoreductase activity, acting on paired donors, with incorporation or reduction of molecular oxygen. The record is from RefSeq and is a predicted model, not a curated record. Gene Ontology annotation, biological process: bile acid biosynthetic process; cholesterol homeostasis. Lineage: Eukaryota; Metazoa; Chordata; Leptocardii; Amphioxiformes; Branchiostomatidae. The coding region runs from base 27 to 1295 and encodes 422 amino acids.
CGCUAGACCAUGUGAAGGUAAACAUUAUGCUUGAAAAUGCCAUAGUGUUACUGUUACUUUCUAGGGUUCUGGACUUCCGACUGUUUUCGUCAAAGAUCGCCCAUCGCGCUUUCGGCAUGCCGAUAGUGUACGGCACCCCCCGCGACUGGGUCCGGGUCGACAGCGUUGCGCUCUACCCGCAGGAACUACAGGGACAGGGGCUGGACAAGGUGACAGAGGUGAUGAUGGGAAACCUCCUGUCCGCCAUGUUUUCCGCCACGGACGUGCAGCAGGAGUGGAACAGGGGAGAGCUGUGGGCGUUCGUCUACAGGAUCAUGUUCAGUGCAUCCUUCAGGACGCUGUUCGGGAGACACAAGGAAAACAAAGACGAGACCGCCCGACUGGUUCACUCCAUGGAAGAGUUUCAGAAAUACGACAAGCGCUUCCCAGAAAUCAUUUCGAACGUGCCGUGGUGGCUCAUGGGACAAACCAGGAAGCGAUACGAAUAUCUGAAGUCCAUGGUAUCUCCGGCUGAGCUGAGCCAGCGGGGCUUGUCCGACUUUAUGCGGAUGCGACAGGAGAUUUACACAGACGGAGAGCUGUCUGCUGACGAGAAGGCGGCCUUCAACUUCGCAACCAUGUGGGCUUCGCUGAGUAACACGGUCCCCGCCGCCUUCUGGACCCUGUACAACCUGCUGAAGGAUCCGGUCGCCAUGGCCGCCGUCAGGGCAGAGGUGGAUCAGCUUCUGAAGGAGACCGGUCAGACCUUGGAGAACGUGAAGGCGGGAGGCGAGAUGAUCCACGUGACGAGGCAGCAGUUGAACGACAUGAAAUGCCUCGGUAGUUCUAUCAACGAGGCAUUGCGCAUGUGCAGUGCCUCGAUCAUAAUCCGCGUGGCCACCGAAGAUGCCGAGCUGGCCCUGGAGUCCGGCAGUACCUUCCGCAUCCGCAAGGGGGACAUGGUGGGUCUAUAUCCGGGCUUUCUGCAUAUGGAUCCCGAAGUCUACGAUGAUCCUGAGACUUUCAAGUACGACCGUUUCUUGGAAGACGGCCAGGAGAAGACCGCGUUCUACAAGAACGGCCGGAAGUUACGUCACUACCUGCUUCCGUUCGGCCAUGGCGUUAGCAUGUGUCCCGGAAGGUUCUUCGCGCUGAACGAGAUCAAACAGCUCGUCACCAUCGCGGUCUGCUACUUCGACAUGGAAUUAAUUGACAUGGAGACCCCUCCCAUGGACCAGUCACGGGCCGGGCUGGGCACUUUAGCGCCUCUCAACGAUUGUCUGUUUCGCUAUAGGUUUAAACAGGGCUGUCUGUGAGUGUAUGUAUCACCCUUGGACACUCUAUGGCUUUCUGAAUAUAACGUUAUAAAUGAUUGACGCUGCAUAUGCGCUGUCUGUUUCUGCAUCGAGAUUAACCCUACCUA